Molecule: messenger RNA, 6349 nt
Organism: Gryllus bimaculatus (two-spotted cricket)
Lineage: Eukaryota; Metazoa; Arthropoda; Insecta; Orthoptera; Gryllidae
Source: the annotation of a GenBank genome assembly
CAAGAAAUUACCACUGGUUAACAUUGGAUCAUCUGGAAAGCACCAAUCGCACGAUAUCGCACAGAAUCGCACCAAUAGAUAGCUGCAGCAAGCUGCAGUCAGAUGACAAUAGUGUAGUAUAUGGGCUGCAAUUGGCUGCAUUUGCAGUGAUUUGCUGGGGAAGCCCAGUACUAUUGUGUGCGCUGGUGUGCGCAGUUCGUAACCACAGGCAACCAUUAUUAUCUGCUCUGCUCUCCUGAUAUUAUAGUUGUAAACAACUGUACAUUCACAUAAUUUUUGAAACGUGCUACUGCCGGAGUAAACGCAAUUUCAUGUUCAAAAGCCCUAUGUCCAUCAGUGUUUGACCGAAAAUUCGUAUCUACGAUUCUGGGAGGCUCUUGUAGUGUGCUACACAAGUAGUGAAGAUAAUUAUGGCCACAAAUCCAGAUUUAUUGUUGAAACGAUUUCUUCAUUAUGGACGAGAAACAUCUUUAUAUCAACCUGGAAAUCGUAUUUUAAAUAAGUAUUUUGAACCUAAUUGCAUUACCUCAGUUGAAGCUCUUAUAGCUGAUGGAAGACCAGCAGAUGCUGUUGUUCACAUUGUGAAGGCAUUCAGUGAUGGUUAUUCUGCCCACUCAGAAGCUCUGGUUUAUGCACUAGCUUGUUGUGUGCGACAGAAGUCAAAUGAUGCUCUACGGCAGAAUGCGUAUAAAGCUUUCAAGAAAAUAUGCAAGUCAGUGCAGAACUUCUUUCUUUUUGUGAAAUUUUCUACAGAGCUAUCGUCUCCUACCAGAGGUUGGGGCCAUGGAUGUCGAAAAGUCGUGAUUGACUGGUAUGUGAAGCAAAAUCCCCUUGAAUUGGCUGAAAAUGUAACUCGUUAUCGUGGAAUAUAUUUCUGGACACAUCGUGACAUAAUAAAACUUGCUCAUCCAAAAACAGAAGAUGUUGCUAUGAAAGCUGUUUUGAAAUAUGUCAUGAAGGGUAUAAAGGAAGCUCGUGAAGAAUUUGGUGGAAAUCCUCUUGCUCAGCCAGUUCUUACCUAUCUGCAAGCAGUGGAAGAUUUUAAACACAGCAAGGAAGAAGAAUGGGCUGCUAGAGUGGUGGAGCAACACAAACUGUGUUUGGAGCAUGUGCCUCCACAGUUUAUAAAAUCAAAAGAGGUGUGGGCUGCUCUGAUACCCAAUAUGCCCCUUCCUACAUUGCUGCGAAAUCUUAAAAGACUUGGCCGACUAAGAUUUUUACGCACAAAUCAUCCUGUAAUGAUUCGUGUUGUGGAAGCUUUAGGUAAUCAAGCAGCCAUAACAGAGGGUUCAGUUCAUCCUGCUCAAGUUCUAAUUGCUCUACGAUCAUAUGAGCAAUCAGGAAGAUUGAAGUAUGUGGAUCCUAACCGUGAACUAAAACCAUUAGUGCAGCCAAAUCCCAAGAUUAUUGAAGCAUUAAAUACUCUCUUAGAAUCGUCUUUCAAGUCACUCGUGCCAACAGGUUUAAGAUACCUCGUGAUGGUAGAUACACGCUCUCCUCUUGUAACAGGACACUGCUGGCAGUGCACUAGUGUUCCUCCUCUUCAUGCAGCAGCUCUAAUUGCUCUUUCACUAGUGAAAACGGAGCGCAAUGUGACAGUGCUGGCAUUUGGUUUGGGUGUGCCAACAGAUGUGCCACUUUCCAAAACUAUGACUCUGGUUCAAGCUCAAGAAAAGUUACGAGAGGUGCCCACUACAUCUGUUGAUUUUGGUUUGCCAUUCUCUUGGGCAACCGAGAACAAGAAAGAAAUAGAUGUGUUCAUUUGCAUCACUGAUUCUCAAGUUAGGGCAGGCCGCUUGAAGGCAGCUGAAGAGUUAAAGAAGUAUCGAGAGAGCCUUAACAUGCCAAAUUCUAAGUUUGUGGUAUGUGGACUCACAUGUCCAAAAUUCAGCAUUGCCUCUGAAGAUGACCCAGGAAUGUUAGAUAUAGCUGGUUUUGAUGAACAGGUACCACGUGUAAUAGAAGCCUUCUCAAGAGGUGCAUUUUAGAAGAUUUUAGUGGUAUUUAACAUGAUCCAUUGUAUGUUCAUGAAUGGCCUUGGCUUCAAAUGGGUCUUAAACAAAUGUGAUAAGAAAGACUAUUUCUGGGAAAUGUUUUAAUAAUUAUAGUGGUGUUUCUGAAGGCUGCAAUGUUUUCACAAGUUGUAAUAUUAUAUAUAAUAACAAGAAAUUAUUUGUUUAAGAUAUCUGUAGAAGGCAAAAGCUGUUGUCAUGUUCGUUGUAUGCAGAGUGCAGAGAAACCAUCUGCCACUCAUUGGCAACAUCACUCUUUCAAAUCACUGGUGUAUGUAUUCUUUAGGGCCCAUUUGAGCUGAAAUAUUUGCCUUAGAACAUGGUUAUUUACAAGUGAAAAGGCCAUAUAACAUGAAAUUUUUUGACUGUGUGGAAUAUUUGCACCUCUUAACAAUUUUGUCUCAAGCUGAGUACUAAGCAAGGUCCUUUUAUUGAACUUUGGGGAAAAUACUUCAGUUCAUUUUAAAAAAUUAUACACAUUUCAUGUUUGUAAAAAUUGACAUUUGAGUCACUUUAUUUGCCUUUUAUGGAAUCUCUGGUGCUACAAGAAAUUUGGACUUCACUGAAGAUUUUCUCAAUGAAAUGAGAGUUUCUGGUUUCAUGAUAGGUCAUUUCUGGUGUCAGUGUCUGGUCAAGGAGUCAGCAAAAUAUACAACAGGUAUCUCAUUAGUAAGUGCAUGUGUCUUAUUUCAUACAAAUUUGAAGAUGUGUUCUUGAAUUGAGUGCACACUUCUUUCCUGUGUACUAUAAGAUACUACUUUUUCAUGAGAUAUUAUCAGUGGGGAAAGCUGACUUUCUCAAAAUUUAUGCUUUUAUAUAAUUGUUGAUUUUACACUACUUAUAAGACAGCGUAUUUUUGUCUUUCUGCUUUAGUUUGUAUGUAAAUUUAAACAUUACCAGUGAAUUAUGGUCAUGAUUGCCAAAUGUGAAAGAAAAAUGGUGAUUUAUUCUUAUGAUAAUUAUUUGUAAUUAUUGUAUACUAGUUAAUUAUGUGUAUGUUUUUUGUAAGUUUGAUUUCUUGUACUAUUUACUCCAUUAAACUUUUAUAUCAUUUAUACUUUUUCUGCCAAAGAAAGGAGUAAUUACAUUUUUGAUGUGCCUAAUUUGAACAUUAGAAAAGUUUUAGCACACAACUUUUAUAUAUGUUUUGAAGUACGUAUUCCACUUUAUAUUGUGCACAAAUUACUUCCUGGGGACCAUGGUGCAUGAAAAAUUUGCAUUUAAUCAUGAAUUUCCCAAAGUACUGUUUUAAAGAAAAAAUUACAGUAGUUGUUUGUGUAGAAAAUUCAAUGUGGAGCAGAAGUAUAGUAUGAAAAGCUCAGUUUAACCUUGCAUGUUAAAACUAAGAAAAUUUGUAGUAAAAGCAUUUGCUAAUACUAAGUGAAUUCAGUAUCAGUACAGUACUGAAAAAAUUUCUUACAUGGAUGUAAUAUAAAAGUUGUGUAAAAACUUUUGUAAUUGAAGUAUGAUAUUUAUGAUAUCUGCCAAUUGUGUUUGAAAAAGAAAAUUAAUUUUCUCGUAUUUUGGUGUUUUGCUGUAAAAGGAAAAAAAUCACUUUUGUUCAGAGUUGUAACACUACUGAAUUAUUUUUUAACUGCAUAGUCUGGAUAUUGAUUUGGCAUAGAUGUACAGAUUUGUUGGCAAAGAAUCCCUGAAAUUCAAGCCAAAAAAAAAAAAAAAAGAUUUAGUAACACUUUGCUAAAACUUUUAACUGCAUAAUCUGGACAUUGAUUUGGCAGAGAUACACAGAUUUGUUGGGAAAGAAUUCGUGAAAUUCAUCCAGCUUGUAUACUUUUGUUCUAAUUUUUAAAUGUAAUAAUUGUUGCUAAAUAUAGUAAUAAAAGGAAGAUCAAAUUGUUACUGUAAAGAAAAAAAAAAUUAAAAAAUCAUGGGUCAAGAAAAGUAAAUGCAUAAGUUAGUUUUGUAAUGAUAUAUUUAUCUGUAGUUAAUUUAUAUUCAGUUGUUUAACCAUGCUGUUGGUUCAUAAUAUUCAUUUUGUUAUUUUUGACAUAUUAAUAUUAACAAUAGAAAGCGACAUUUAGUGAGAACAGGGGAAAUGUAAAUAUUCUCCACAUGAAUAAUAUUAGUGGCAUUUCAUUUGGUCAUAUACAGGUAUGAGAAAAGUAUUAAAAAAGCAUUCUUGAAGUGGUGAAUGAUCUGUGUUUUGCACUAAAGAGGAGUGAGAAAGAGCAGUUAGCAAAUAAUAGUGUUCCUUCCUGAAGUGAAGUAAUUUAAUUCUAAUUUGAGGCAGACUGAUUGUUAUGGUAUGUGAAUCAUUAAAGUAGUUUUAUAAAUGAAGUUUUUGGCUCAGCAAAAAAUCAGUAGUGAAAUUUGUUUAUUAGAAGCUUUAUUUCAAAGAUUUCUUGGUAAUUUGUUUUAAGACCUGAAAUUGUAUUGGGUAUAUUAGCCAUUGAUUUAAAAGAUAAGGCAUGCAAAUAAGAUAAGCAAUUUCUGCUUUAAAUAUAUUAAAAAAUUGAUAUCUACUAAUUUCAUUGUCAGUUUUGAGUUAUUUGAGUCUAAUGUUUACUUCAAAGAACGGUGAAAGUUACAAUUUGAUGUGUACUUCUGAUCUGUUUUCUUGAGGUUUUAAUUUUCCAGAAGCCAUAAAGAAUGUAUGUGAAAGAUACUAGAAUUAUAUUAUUGGUUUUUAAAUGGAUUCAUUAAGUACAUUAUUUUAAUGAUAUCAUGUGUAUAGUUAGAAAAAGUAUUAAAGAAAUUUCUUUAGAAAUAAUAAGGAUUUUAAGAAACCCAAAAUAUGCAAAGGUAUUCUUUUCUUUGCUUUUCUGUUUGCCUCAAAUUUAUUGAAAUUCAUAUCGGUGCUUUGUUGUCACAAAAUUUCUAUUGUGAAUGAUGAGAAGUGCAUUAUAAUGAAAUGUAAUAUGUAAAUCCCUUUCAUUAAUUUGUGAUUAUUACUGCUUUUUGUUGAAAAUAGGCUUUAAUUGCGAAGUAGUUUAUUCCUUAAAACAUUAAAUUUCUAAAUACCGUCCAUGAUACACUUUUCAAGCUGUUCAGUUUGAAAAACAUUUGCCCAACUGCUCUUACCCAAAUUGAGUAAUGGAACUUUGUUCUCUUCUGCAGAAGGACUCCUGUGUUCACUGUACCAAUUGUAUAUUUUUAUAGUAUGAUACAUAUUUAUGAUUACAGUUGCACAUAAUACCUGUGAAAUAUUAGUGAUAGUUACAAAAUUUCAUGGUGUAUGAUCUUGUUGAUACUCAUAUUCCCCUUCGAUAAUUUUAUGACCACGUUCUGAGUUGUUGCUAAUGACUGAAUGGUUCCUAACCAAGUUCAUAGAGUUAAUCUAUAAACUGAAGGAUUUUUCUGAUCUGUACCAACCGCAUAGUCAAAAGUUCUUGAAUAUUUCAGGAGCUUGUUUUCUAAAUUGUAAUUGUGUUGAUUGAAUAAGAUCAGUUUCCAGCUGUGAUAAAAUAUCGGAAUUGCGUUAUUCAUUGUAGCAAGAUUUUUAUUGUAAUAUCCUGAGAUAAAAGUUUUGUUAUAUUUAAUCCCCUGUGAAGUUUAGGUGUUCCAUGGGUUCUGUAUUCAUGUAUAAUAGCAAGUAAGAAAUUCUAUAAUGACUAGCAAGAGCAUUCAUUAUAAGACUUUUUUGUUUUUCAUUUUAAAAGUACAUAUUGUACAUCUCUAUAAUUAAAAAAUUAUUUAUUUCUUAGGAUUAAUUUUUUGUACCCAAGACAUUUUAACUGGGUGGUCUGAAAGCUAUUGAAGUAUGUGUUUUAUUAUGUUAUUUAUGUUUAAUUUUUUGCAGUAUUUAUAUCCAUUUUAUUCCUACUUUGGAACUUAGUAAUAUAUUUUGUCUUAACUGAUGUUUUGAUAUUCAAAAACGAUGCAAAGGCUUCAUAUGUAAUUUUGGUUGUCAAGGAUCUGACGACUUAGAUAAUAAAAGAAAAUUUGACAUUUUUUCUGAAAAAUUCUGGAAAGUUCUGUCUGUAACAGACACCAACUCAAUUUGAAGAAAUAAAUUAAAAAGAGCAGCUAAUAUGACAAUGAUUUUUUUUUUGUUUUAUAAAAAGUGAAGAAUCAGGAUAUUUGUAGUAAUUAUUGUGUCAUAUUUUUAUAAGUUUAAUUAAUAAAAAAUUAGAAGCAAGUAACUCUGUUUCAUGCAUUGUAACUCAAGUGAGUAAACAAAAUUGUUUAAUUCUUGUGUUGUAAUUUCUUUCUCCCUACUUUGUUAGUUAUCCUGCUCUUUUCAACUGGCUUUUAGUUUUAUGUAUAACUUGUUUCUUUCUUUAAUUCUAUCUCUGUUUCAAUUUUCUCUCUGACAUAUACCAUAAUUUUUGUAUUUUCGCUUCAAUUUUGAAAUAAAAAUUUACUUGUUGCAUAAA